CACAGCCACCCCAGCCAGCCCGCUGAGCAAGGCGUAUUUCAUCUAGUCUCUCUAACUUCCUACACACUGUUUCCGCUGCUACUUACACUUCUUCCCAGUAACCGCCUUCGCUGUCUGAUCUCUUUGACCUUCUCAUAGUCGCGCGGCCCUCCCCAAGAACGAAACCACCCAGAAAGCAUAUAGCGGCACCAUGGUCAUCUUAGGCGGCCUCGAGCUGGUCGCAGCUGGGUAUCUGCUCAAGGAGAUGCACAACGACAGCAAAGAGGAACAAGAGAGAGAUCGGGAGAAACGAAGAAGACGUCGACGCCACUCUCGUGAUGACCAUCACCGCCCUCAUCACUAUGAUGACCCGAGCCCGAACCGUCCAUCUCGCCCACCCCAGCAACAGCAGCUCCGUCCGCCUCAGCAGCCUGGCGGCCCGCCGCGACCAUACAGCGCACCACCUCCGCAGAAUCGACCGCCGAUGAUGCCGGUGGCAGUCGCAGCUGCGCCCAUGUGGCACCCACAACCGCAACAGGGACCGCCGCCUCAACAAGGUCCCCCACAGAGUUAUGGGACAUGGCCGCAGGGACCCCCAUCGCAACACCAGCGACCUUCUCAGCCUCAGCCUCCGUGGCAAGGCAGCCCCCCUCCUUCGAACAAUGCAAACAACAACUUCGUCCCUCCACCCCUCCAGCGUCCCGCGACCAUGUACCCGCCACCAGGGGUACACAUCGACAUGAAAACGGGCAAAGUUCAGCAUGAUAUGUAUCCGCCGGAGAUGCCUCGCGACCAGAAGAAGCCCGGAGAAGCAAGAGAAUACUACGAAGGCGGUCGUAAGGAAUACGACCGGGUGCGCGAGAACUCGAUGCCCACGCAGCAACGGCCGCAAUACCAGCAACCUAAUGGAGGAGACAUUGGCAUUCACCACAGCUACUCGCAACCUCAAAUCAAUGUCACGCCGGCACACAACCCUACACCACCACCGCCACAAGGGUACGCAGAACUCGAUGCGGAGACUCCGGGCAGGUACCGCCCGUACGGCAAUGAAAAGCCUGGCGGCAGAGGAAAGUCGAGCUCCUUCUCCAGCCGGUAUAGGGAUGAUGAUAUGAAUAUGCGGGAUCCGCCUCCUGCGUACCGCGAGUGAAGCAGGAAAGGGGAUUAAUGAGAUCGACGGUCGAUGGAGGAAUUGAGAGAUGAUAUUGCAAAAUGCUUGACGAAAAUGAUUCCAACAACUAUGACCACUUACGGAAUAUUGGGGAAACGUGCCUGGAAAGAACAACAGAAUUUGGUUAGCAGGACGGUAAUCAUGGAAAUGAAUAUGUGCCUCAAUAGCUGGUCUAACGAGCGAAUACAACAUGUCUGUUUGACAUCCUCGUGGCUCUCGAUCUCGAGAAUGUGACAUUUGGUAUCCGGCAUGGUGAUCUUCGCUGUUGUAAGAUAUUGAUGUAUGAGGUUUGCCGAAAGACCUGCGUGCCCAUUCAACGUAGGCAACCACUUGUUUGUUCGGAAUGCG
Cladophialophora immunda is the source of this 1495-nucleotide messenger RNA. RefSeq lists its product as uncharacterized. Lineage: Eukaryota; Fungi; Ascomycota; Eurotiomycetes; Chaetothyriales; Herpotrichiellaceae. The transcript has a single exon. The record is from RefSeq and is a predicted model, not a curated record. The coding region runs from base 191 to 1126 and encodes 311 amino acids.